Molecule: messenger RNA, 1315 nt
Organism: Oncorhynchus masou masou (cherry salmon)
Lineage: Eukaryota; Metazoa; Chordata; Actinopteri; Salmoniformes; Salmonidae
Exons: 2
Coding region: 56-1315 (419 amino acids)
Source: RefSeq, a predicted model, not a curated record
ACGCACAGACGUUUUUCAGUAAUUUGCUACUUCAACUGUUUAUUUCGCGAAUAAAAUGGCAAAUAAGUCAAAGAAAGUUACCUCUAAGACUAGAUACACGAAUGUAGAAAUGAUUUUGGAAGAGAUUGACCGGGAUAGUGAGACAGAUUUGGCAGAGAUUGAAGACUCCAUCAGCUCCCAUAGCUUCGAUUCUGAAACUGAGGACUUUUUUUGGAACGGAGAGGACAUCGUUUUGGACUGUGGCACUGACUCCGACUGGGAGCCCCCAGUGCCAAGGUGUCCACCCCCCUCUGAAGCUGGUUCAUCCUGUACCCCUGCUGUCUCUGGCUCCACACCUCCCGGGUCAUCUAGAGGUGUGAAGAGGAAGAGGGGAAGUGUGCCACCCACUAACAGAGGGACAGAAGGGCGUUGGCACACCGUCCUAGAAGAUGAUGUGGAGCCACCACAACCAACUUUUAGGCCGAUAAGGAAGCCAGGGCCUCAGGUGAACCCGACCUCCAAUUACACCCCCCUUCAGCUUUUCCAACUGUAUUUUACCACAUCUGUUGUAGGUUCGCUCGUGUCCAACACUAAUAAAAAUGGGAAGAAGAAACAAGCGGGCAAAAAGGUAGCAUGGAAGCCCAUAUCCAUGUCAGAGUUUUUCUGCUACCUUUCUCUGGUCAUCUACAUGGGGCUGGUGAAGCUGAAAAGCCUGAAGGACUACUGGACAUCAACAUCAGCUCUGUACAAAUUGCCUUUCCCCAUGACUGUUAUGUCCUGCAAGAAGUUUCUGAUGAUUUCACAGGCGCUUCACAUCAGUGACCCAAAGGUUGAUGACACGCUAAUCGGCUACUACAAUGUUCUCCACAAGACAAUGAAAUGGUACAAGACCUUCUUCUAUCAUUUCAUCGACAUCGCCGUAGUGAAUGCAUUCAUCCUACACAAGGAAAUGGCAACGAGCUGUGGAAAGCCCUACCUCUCACAGAAAGACUUCAGAGAGCAGCUCAUCAAGGAGCUUGCUGGCUACAGCACCACUGCAGCAAGCCCUGUCCCUUCUGCUCCUGCCACAAGUGUUCAUCUGCCCAAAUAUAUUUGUGCAGGCAUGGAUGUGCCUAAGGGCCAAAAGGGCACAGCAUGGAGGCGUUGCUGUGUUUGCAAGAUGAAGUCUCCCAUCACAUGCAGCACAUGCUCAGUGACCCUCUGCUUUACAUCAGAGAGAGACUGCUAUGGCAUCUGGCAUCAGCAGCAGAACACUGAGUUUUGGCAAUGUUGGUGGGGUUAUAUGGCAAAGUGGGUCUGCGGUCUAGCUGAGAACACCAGUCUGCGGUCUAGCUGA